UUGGCCACCUAAUUUUGUAAUAUCGAUGAAUUAAUUGCAUACUCAGAUACAAGGUCUCAUGGGAUUAGUCUUCAAGUCUAGAAAGUUUCCGAAAUCUUCUACGAUUGUAAAAUAAAAUGUUUAAGUAAUGGUCAUUCAAUUAAAGGUUUAUUUAUGGAAUAACCAAAAAAUAAGAAAUUAGUGUUUUAGAGAGAGAUGAAAAAAGAGAUACGAAGAGAAAAGAGGAAAGAGUGUGAAAUUUUAGUUAGAUAGUGAAUUAUGUUUUUUUGUGUUAUUGAGCUUAAUUUUCCUUCAAUUAAAUACGUUAAUUAGACAUCUAUUAUGUUACUUAUAACUUAUAAAAAUAAUAAUUUUUUGGUCAACUUAUAAAAAAUAUUUUAAAAAAUAAUUUCAAUUGAGAAAAUGAAGCCUGGCAUUCUAAUUUACUUUUGAGCAAGAUAUAAUCAUACAAUCGACACGUGUCUUCCUCCUGAUGCGACGCACUUUUUCUCUUUUGGUCUUUCUAAUUUCUAUGAAAAAAAUGAAAAAAAGAGGGAAAAUUAAGAAAAAGCCCCAUCGAUUUUUACUAAUAUCUGACCAGAAUAACCUCAUGGGAGUCCCAUUACCCGUCCAUAAAUAUGGGCUUCCAACACUGCAAUUCUUCCCUUUUCUCCUUCUAAUCUCACUCUUUAUAUAUUUGGAAGAUUUUUUUUUAAUUGUCUUUUUUCUUUGGUUAAGCCAUGAUGUCUACAAUUCAUCCGGUUUUAUCAUGUGAACCGGGUCAAACAACCCAUGUCCCAGCUUUCGAAACCGGGUUCACUCCAUGGGACAAUUCACACCUCUUCUCGGUCUUCGACUCAUCAAUGAAUAUAAUACCUCACUCGGUUCAUGAGUACCUAAGCCCUGAUUCGGUAAACCGGUCUGGUCCAGACGUUGUUCCAACAGAUAGUUAUACAGAUGAGCGGAGAAAGAAACGGAAGUUAUCGAACCGGGAAUCGGCUAGGCGGUCAAGGGUGAAGAAACAAAAGCACUUGGAGGAGAUGAAUAUCCAGCUAAACCAGCUCAAGAUUGAGAACCGGGAAUUAGAAAACCAGAUCCGGUACGUUUUACAACAUUUUCAACGAACAGAGACGGAGAAUAAUCGUCUGCGUCUUGAACAACGUUUGCUCCAUAGUAUGGUGUUGAACAUCAGACAAGUUUUGAUGUUGCAUCAGAUCGACCGGAGCUCAGACUAUGUCACAUGGCCUUACGAUAACAAUACUCGUGUUACGGUCCAACAUGAUCCAGUUUGUGAUUUCUGAAAUUGUUUUCGAGUUUAGUAAAAUGAGAACACCUUUGUAAAAAAGUUUUUAUAAGAAAUGCAUGUAUGAUCUCUCUUGUAACGUUAACAAAUUAAAUUUCGUUUUCUUUAA
Molecule: messenger RNA, 1391 nt
Organism: Brassica napus (rape)
Lineage: Eukaryota; Viridiplantae; Streptophyta; Magnoliopsida; Brassicales; Brassicaceae
Product: basic leucine zipper 4-like
Exons: 1
Coding region: 720-1280 (186 amino acids)
Biological process (GO): positive regulation of DNA-templated transcription
Cellular component (GO): nucleus
Molecular function (GO): DNA-binding transcription factor activity; transcription cis-regulatory region binding
Source: RefSeq, a predicted model, not a curated record